AUGGGGAGGAACAAAGUGGGCAAGAAGCGGAAGAAAACUGAACCAGAUAAAGAUGACCCUGAUGGACUCCAGGUGGACUCUACCUCUUCGGAUUCUGAUGAAGAUGGGGAGGAGAGCCUUCGCGUCCCAUAUUACGUCACAGACUAUACACGCCAAUACCAGGAGGAUUCAAUGAACUCAGAAUAUGUGGUCUUUGUAGAGUCGGCAGAUACUCAGGGACCCAUAGGAACAAGGGAUCUACUUUCACUGUCAAACUGCCUUAGACGAUAUAUAAAGGGAGUAAAGUAUCUACGUUCAAUUAAUAAAUACAAAAUUGGAGUAUAUUUUGAAAAACCAAAUUUGGCCAACGCUUUAUUAAAUAAUAAAACUUUUCUAAAUGACAAUAAUUUAAGAGCAAUCAUUCCAGCAUCAGCAGCAGAAAUCACUGGAAUAAUAAGAAACGUCUCAACUAAAUAUAGCAAUAAGAAAAUUUUUACAUUACUCUCAAGCUUCAAAAAAAUUAUAAGUGUAAGACGUUUCUUUAAAAAGGUGUAUAAUGAUGGUUCUGGUUUUUCCCUUCAGCCAACACAAACGGUUGCAAUCACUUUCGCUGCUUCUCAUCUGCCAGACUUCGUCGAUUUGGAUGGAUGGAGGCAUAGUAUCACAACAUAUAUACCACCAGUGAAACAAUGCUACAGGUGUUUGAGCACACCUAGAUUUAACAUAAGUAAGUUCACUAACCUCAUUAAUGAAUUACCUAAGCCAGUAUAUAUUGCCGGUGACUUCAAUGCUCACCAUACCAUUUGGGGCUGCCACACAGUGGAUGCUCGAGGCAGAGAUAUAUUAGAUAGUUUAGAGAAUUGUGACUUGAUCUUAUUAAAUGAUGCACAAGCAACUACUGUUGGCACUGACACUUGGAGACCAAAUGGUUUAGAUCUCACAAUGGUGAGUCCUGUUAUGGCAUUGAACUGUGACUGGUUUGUUAAUGAUGAUCCUCUAGGAAGUUACCACUUACCUACGUUAACUCAUAUUCAUAUUAGUUCUUACAAUCAAAAACAAAAUCAUAGAAUUCACGUUGACAGUGACAGUGACAAUCCACAUGUUUAUAAGAAUGGAGAUAGGGAUAAACGUUUUGUUUCUCCUUAUCCCCAUUCUCGUAAAAGGAGACAUUUUGCUGUCCCUUGGUGGAAUGAAAAUUGCAAUAAAGCAGUACAAAAUAGUAAGGAAGCUUAUAUUAAAUUUAAAAACAACUCAUCGCAGGAAAAUUAUGUCAACUUUAAAAAAAUAUCAUCACCACUAUCUAAAAUUUGGCAAACUAUGCGUAAAUUUAACCGGAGCUUUAUUCCUCCAAUUAAAGACGAAAUUCCAUCUUGGGUAAACGACUUUUUACGAAAAUACACACCUGAUUUUGUAGAAGUUGCACCUUUUCCCUCAGAUCUGCGAUUGAACUCUAAUUCCUGCGAUAUCACUAAUAGUACGAAUGAUUACCUAACUUCACCUUUCACUUUGUCUGAAUUAUCUGCUGCAAUAAAAUCUAGAAAAGAUACAGCUUGUGGACUAGAUCUUAUAUCCUACAAAAUGUUAAAAAAGUUAGACUGCAAUAGUAUCAAAAAACUCUUAGCCAUAUUUAACGGCCUUUGGGAAAAUAGUUUAAUUCCUGAUAACUGGAAGAUAGAUUGUUUGAUUCCUGUAAUUAAACCAAAUAAAUCCAAGGCUUGUGCUGACUCAUAUCGUCCUAUAGCUUUAUCUUCUUGUAUGGGUAAAAUUUUCGAGCAAUUAUUGAAACACCGUCUUGAAUUUUAUAAAGAAAGUAAUAAUUUACUCCCAAACAACCAGUUUGGAUUCAGACGUGGCCGAUCUGCCCGCGAAAGUAUAGGAUGUCUUCAUACUGACAUACAAAAUGCACUCAAUGACAACAAUAUAAUGGAAAUAAAUAUAGUAAUAAAUAGGGAUCUUUCUUGUAAAUAUGAUGUUUAUAACGAGUUAAAUGUAUGGGCUGAAUAUAUAAUAGACAGUUGUACACCGAUGGAUCGAAGAAUAAUAAAAAUGUUUCCAUGGCGUUUUAUGAUUUGUACACAAAAAUUGGCCAUGGCUUGAAAUUACCAAGUCAAAGUAGCGUUUAUACAGCGGAAGCAAUGGCUAUAUUAGCAGCUUUAGAAUAUAUGUCAAAAUCUAACCAUAGUAAAUGGAUCAUAAUAACAGAUAGCAUGAGUAUACUCCAAGCCUUAUCAAACCCAGCGUUUUCUUCAAAAUCCAAUUACACUAUACACGAGAUCAGAGAAAAAUAUUGUCAACUAACAACAAACGGAAAAGACAUCAUUUUGUUUUGGACUCCAUCACAUAUAGGCGUUUACGGAAAUGAACUAGUAGAUACACUGGCAAAGAUUAUAACUAACACGGCUGAAAAUGUCCCUGUGAAAAACAUAAAGAUUCCUGAUUCUGAUAUAAUUUCUAAAAGACAAAAUAAAGAAGACAUGGUUAGA
Chilo suppressalis (striped riceborer) is the source of this 2462-nucleotide messenger RNA. Lineage: Eukaryota; Metazoa; Arthropoda; Insecta; Lepidoptera; Crambidae. The record is from the annotation of a GenBank genome assembly.